Molecule: messenger RNA, 269 nt
Organism: Dentiscutata heterogama
Lineage: Eukaryota; Fungi; Glomeromycota; Glomeromycetes; Diversisporales; Gigasporaceae
Source: the annotation of a GenBank genome assembly
AUAAUUCUUUAUUCCCUGUACGUAUAAGAACUCCUAUUAAUAGUCCUGAUAUGGGAAUGCGAUUUAUCGAUUUUAUUAUCGCAUCGGGUGAUCUUGUAAAUGCAGACUAUAUCACUCCACUGACUACAGAAAAGGAUGAAAUAGAAUUUCGUGAAGUAAUCGAUGGCCUUGAGAAUAUUGGUAAACCCUUGUAUUAUAUACCUGGGAAUCAUGAUCCAGAUACUUCAUUUCUCCCAUCUACUUAUCAAGGAAAAAAUGAAAAUUCAAAA